This is a messenger RNA of Girardinichthys multiradiatus, 8286 nucleotides long. It is a transcript of the gene itgav, whose product is annotated as integrin, alpha V. The coding region runs from base 400 to 3519 and encodes 1039 amino acids. Gene Ontology annotation, biological process: integrin-mediated signaling pathway; angiogenesis; cell-matrix adhesion. The record is from RefSeq and is a predicted model, not a curated record. Gene Ontology annotation, molecular function: integrin binding. The transcript has 32 exons. Gene Ontology annotation, cellular component: external side of plasma membrane; integrin complex. Lineage: Eukaryota; Metazoa; Chordata; Actinopteri; Cyprinodontiformes; Goodeidae.
CUUCCCUAAAACAUUUCCACACAUUCCCCGCGCUGGAGAGGUCUUGGCCUCGGGUUGGGGUUGAUUCCGGCACACUGUUGCCAAAAACAAGCUGAAAACACCUCCGACCGAGAACCGAACCGGACUCGGACUCCCUGAUACCUUCUCGACUUGCUUGUUCGGUGUCUAAGGCUGAGCGACUUCAGUUAGAAGCAGAUAAUCUGUUUCAUUUACGCUUAAACGACCUGUUCUCCGACGACUGCAAGGCAGAGCUCUUGUUGAGAAGAUUGAGAUUUUCAGCUUGUUCAAAGUGACACUGUUGGUGGAGUAACGGCGUCCCUGUAACUAACAGAGUGACUGGUAGCAUCUUCUGGGUCGGUGUUUUCCUUGGUGAAGCCGCGGGGAUUACCAGCAGCAGCCAUGGCAGGAGGACGAACAGCCGUCGGGCUGCUUGUCCUGAUGUGUUUGAGCUUCCACCGCGGCGCCACAUUCAACCUGGAUGUGGAUAAACCCUUCGUGUACAGCGGACCAGAGGGAAGCUAUUUUGGCUUCUCAGUGGAUUUCUUUAAGUCCCAAACCAACCUAAACUCCAACGUUCUCAUUGGAGCACCCCGAGCCAACACCUCAUCCUCCAGCAGUGUGGUGGAACGGGGAGCGGUGUACAGUUGCCCCUGGCAGAGAUCCUCCCAAUGCCAGCAGGUUCAGUUCGACAACACGGAUGACAGGAUUAAAGACGGCAAACAGAUAGAGUUUAAGUCUAAACAGUGGUUUGGUGCCUCAGUGCGAUCUGAUGGAGAGUACAUCCUGGCCUGCGCUCCCCUGUACCAGUGGUCCACCUUCGGCUUCAGUGAGAGGGAACCUGUGGGAACAUGUUACCUGAAGAAAGAAGAUAAGGUGGUGGAAUACUCACCCUGCAGAUCAAAUUCCCCAAGCCCAGAAGGACAAGGUUUCUGCCAGGCUGGCUUCAGUGCAGACUUUGUUAAGAAAAGUAAGAAAGUUGUGGUGGGAGGACCUGGCAGCUUCUACUGGCAGGGCCAGUUGAUUUCAGAUGACCUCACUGAGAUUUUCGAACGUUUUAACAAGGACUAUAUCACGCAAUACGGAAACACACUUUCGACCAAAACAGCUGGUGCCGACUAUGACGACAGCUACCUCGGAUAUUCUGUGGCAGUCGGAGAUUUCAACCAGGAUAAUAAGGAAGAUUAUGUGACGGGAGUACCCAGGGGGAACAAGGCACUGGGUUAUGUGAACAUCUUCAGUGGGGCCAACAUGGUGUCCAUGGUUAACUUCACCGGCUCUCAGAUGGCUGCUUACUUUGGACAUUCAGUGGCUGCCUCUGAUGUUAAUAGUGACGGUUUGGUAGAUCUUUUGGUUGGAGCUCCCCUCUUCAUGGACAGAGGCUUGGAUGGGAAGCUGAGGGAGGUGGGACAGGUGUCUGUGUACCUUGGUCGAGGCGGCUUCUCCUUCCAGACGCCUCAGCUGCUGACAGGAUCAGAGGUUUAUGCCAGAUACGGCUCUGUCAUCGCCGCUGUGGGGGACCUGGACAGGGAUGGAUACAACGAUGUGGCCAUCUCUGCUCCCUAUGGAGGCCCCAACAACAACGGCUUGGUCUACAUCCAUAACGGCCUCCCUUCAGGGAUUGACCCUACACCUUCUCAGGUCCUGCGGGGUAAAUGGGCAUCCAGCUACAUGCCUGCUAGCUUUGGAUAUUCCAUGACAGGAAAUAUUGACAUCGACCAGAAUGGAUAUCCAGAUUUAAUAGUUGGAGCGUUUGGAGCAGACAAAGCUGUUUUAUACAGAGCUCGUCCAGUGAUCAGUGUAAACGCUACAUUAGACAUAACCCCCCUGAUCAUCAACCCAGAGGAGAAAUUCUGCACCAUUCCUGAGACCAACACAGCUGUGUCAUGUUUUAAAGUGAAGUACUGUCUGGCAGCUGGUGGCACUGGAGCUCCAUCCUCUCUCAGUUUUCGUGUGGACCUCACCGUGGAUCGCUUGAAGCAGAAGGAGGCAACCAAACGCGCCCUUUUCCUGUUCAGCCGGACCUUUCAGUACUCCAAGAACAUGACGGUGAACAGCAACAGACGCCUGGCCUGCGAGGAGCAGGACGUGUUUUUAAGGGAUGACCGUGAGUUUCGGGAUAAAAUCACUCCCAUCUCUGUAGCGAUGAAUUACAGCCUGGACUACCAGAUGGCUGCAGAUCAGACUGGACUGCUGCCCAUAGUCAACAUCUGGGCACCAACUGACAUCACCAAGCAGGCUCACAUUCUGCUGGAUUGUGGAGACGACAACAUCUGUAAACCUAACCUGAUGUUGUCAGUGAAGAGCGACCGUGAGCAGAUCUACAUCGGCGAUGAUAACGCUCUCACCCUGGAGGUCAGCGCUGAGAACCAGGGUGAGGGGGCCUACGAGGCCGAGCUCCACGUCUACCCACCGCAACAGGCCGACUUCACCGGGGUUGUUCGCAGUCAGUCCCUCUCAAGGCUGUCCUGUGCUUACAAGAAGGAGAAUGAGACCAAGAUGGUUGUGUGUGAUCUGGGAAACCCCAUGAAGGGAGGUACUAAGAUCCUGGCAGAGUUGAGAUUCAGUGUACACCAGCUGUCAGAGGAGGACACUUCAAUCAAAUUUGACCUUCAGAUAGUCAGCUCUAACCAGUUUCAAAACACAAGUCCUCGAGUUUCCAGCACCACACAGCUGGCGAUUCUCUCUAAAGUCUCCAUCAGAGGGUCGUCGUCUCCCACUCAGGUGCUGUUGCCCAUCGCCAACUGGAAACCAAACAACCCUCCGGUGCUUGGAGACGACAUCGGGCCACAGAUCUUGGCCGUUUAUGAGCUCCUGAACAAUGGGCCCAGUACAUUCAGUAAAGCAUCACUGGACGUCGACUGGCCGUACCGCUUCAGGAACGGUUCUCUGCUCUACAUCACCAACUUUGAUACUGAGGGACCCAUCAAAUGCACCACAGACGUGGAGAUCAACCCACUCAAUGUCUCUAAUCCGGUGCCAACACAGAAGAACACCAGCAUCAUUCCACAUAGAGAGACAGAGGGACGUACUGUGAGAAAGCGCGACCUGGAGGCUGUAGAGGCACAAAGCGACCUGCAGACACUGGACUGCAGCACAGCUGAGUGUCUGCGGGUGAGAUGUCAGGUCGGUCGUCUGGAGAGGACCAAGAACGCCAUACUAUUCAUCUACUCCAGGCUGGAUGUCAAUAAUUUCCUCAGGACUGAGAAUCAGAAUCGUUCCUAUGUGGUUCGCUCUACAGCCUCAUUUAGUGUCAUUGAGAUGCCGUAUAAAAAUCUGAAAACUGAGCUGCCUUCCAACUCUACCACUGUCAGUAUGUCAGUGACAUGGGUGACUAACCCUUCUCAACCCGUUCCAGGCUGGGUGGUGGCACUGGCUGUACUCUCAGGACUGCUGCUGCUGGCUUUGCUCAUCUUCAUUAUGUACAAGUUGGGUUUCUUUAAAAGAGUACGUCCCCCACAGGAGGACUGCACCGAGAAGGAGCAGCUUCAGCCGGAGGAAAACGGGAACACUGAUGCUUAGAGGCCAAGAUGUAAGAUAGAGAGAGAAAGUUAAGGAGAGCAGAAAUCAGGGUAAACCAGCCUCAGAGAGAAUCACUGUAAUGACUGUUUGGACGGAAGAUAACGGUACUUGAUUGGCUUUUACCAUGUUUUUUGUUUUCUGUUUUUUUUUUUUUUUUUUUUUAUCAUGUUGCAUUUGUGCCAAAAGAAAAGCUGGAAAACACUGGUCACAGAUGAAAUCCUCAACGCUCAAAUUACUAGUUUUAAAGUUGGUUAGUAAAGGAUCAUUUCGUCUCUGCAUCGAUGUGUACACGUCAUGUCCACAACACUGAAGCACUUAUUUAAUUACUUAGAAUCAGAAUUUGUCAUGGUUUAGUUCCCACUACAUCCCAGUGGUCCUUUAACAUUUAAACUAACAUUUAUGAAAGAGUCCCGACUUGCAGAGGAAGCAGCACUGAGGUGUUGUGUUGUCCAGAGGUGUUUGGAGCAGAGCACAUUGGGUUUGGCCUUUCAACAGAUUUGCACAUUUCUUCUUUUUUUCUGUUUGGUCGUAACAUUGAACGGUUAAUGAGCUGUUUGAGCUUGUGGGUCUUAAAGUCCAGAACUGCUGAUACAUAAAAUAAAUGUGUGAUCUUUCUGGGUUAGUAAUCUAUGUGAGUUUAGUUUUAACUGGGUAUUUUUGCAAAGCCAAGAAACAGUGGUCAGGGAAAAACAGUGGGAAGGAGUGUAAAAGUAGAACCAGUAAAAAUAACGCUGGGUACAUGAGUGCCAGCAGAAACCUCAUUGUUCUGCUGGAAUCAUUUGAUUAAUUAGGAACAACAACGGCCAUAAAACAGCUAUAUGAAUUGGAAAAAAGGGGGUAUCUACUUUCAGAUGCUCAAAUAUUUUUGGAUAAAGAUGGAUUAUUUGUUCUGAUAUGAGAUGAUCGGAGUAUCGCAGUAAUAUAUUUCCUCUGUGUUUUCUUUCCUGCUUUCUGUGUAUGUAUGGUAACAGACUGGAACUCCAUAUGUUACAAGUUCUGCUUUGGGUGAAGAGUUUGCAGGGUUUUCUUGUGUGUGUAAAUGCAUUUUGUACAAGACAGUAGUGGUGUUUACAAUAGUGAGUCCAGCUCUUUUUAGCACAAUCAAGAAACGGUUUUUAUUGCAGUUCAUAAAAGCUUUUCCAUGACAUGUAAAACUGAACGUUGGUCAAACGCUGGACCUGAGGAGCCUAGUUUCAGUUUAUGUUUGGGAGACAACCUGACCCCUUGAGAACAAUAUAUGUAACUACACAAGAACUGCUUAGUACUUCAUUCAUUUUGUGAAAAAUAUGUUCCAGAACAGCAGAUAAUGAAAAUCUACCCACUGACAAACCUGUCAAUGAAAUGAUGUAAUGUCAUGACAUAAGAAACGUUGACAUCUGCCACCUUAAAGAAGGGAUGCACAAUAUGGACUUAAAAGUUGUAGUUUGUUUAGAUGAAGAUGUUUUGUAGGGAAAAAAGUUAAAAUAUAAUAAUCCAAAUUUGUUAUUGCAUGAAGUCAGAACUUUUUAAACAAAAAACAAACAAACUCUAAAGUAAAAGAUAUAAAAAUUUGAGGCUAAUUCACUACAUUUACAUUCAGUAGCACACCUGUGCUUCUAAACAAUUCAAAAAUAAUAGCAUUCAACUUAUUUAUGGCAUUUAUUGAUACUCCCAUGGAACCAACAGUGGGAAAAUAGCCUGAACAACAAAAUCAAUAAUCCGAACUAUAUUAUCAGGUUUGGGACUUUUCAUACAUCCUCGAUUAGAGUUUGAUAAAUAUUCCUCUAUGGCUUUUAUAGCUGUUAGUAAAUCUUUGUUCAUAAAAGUCAGCUGUUGCUAACUAGAGCAACCACAGCAACCAUACCUAAGGGGUGGGGCUUAAUCAGGGGUCAGUUGUUGCUUUCCUGCCAUUUCCUGCACUGAGGCCUCUGUCUUUUUUUUCUCAGAUUUCAAACUGGUGACUGGCAGCUUCAUUAGAAACAAAAUAAGAAAAUCAGCUGGUUGCUAUUUUAUGUUUAAUGGGUUUGAUUUUACAUGUAUAUGGGUGUAAUAUAUUGAAAAGAAAAAGAAUAAAAAAGAGCUAUUUGCCCAUAUUGGGUUUGCAUAUUUUGAAAACUUCAUUUCAACAGCAGACAGUGGGCAUGCAUUAACGCAUUCAGAACAAUGAAAGUUAGCCAGUUUAUAUUUUCCCACAGGUUGGAUUUCUAUUUAUGAUAAAACAUGAACAUAUAAGAUGUUUACCCAUACAGCCCCUAUCAUAGCUGUGCAGGCCAUUGUAUGAAAACCCUCCCAGGUUUUUUCUGCAGAUGGUGUAGAUGGGAUCAAUCAUCCUUCUAAACAUAACUUUUCAGUUGCAAAAUUGGUCAAAUCCAGUUUUAUUACUGCUUAAUUUUUCUCACUGAUCUUAUUUUCUGGCUAACUUCUUAGCUCAGAGGAGUUGUGGUCAGGUUUUAAAGGCUAUGUCUGCUAACAGCAGUCUCUAAUAAACCAAAUCCCUGCAAAACCUUUACAACUUUCAUUAAAUCCACAAGUAAAACAAGAGCACUCUGAAGAGUUGGAACAGCUGUACAUUUAAAGUUAGUGACUCUUCAAUGGGCUAAAACGAUUACACAAGCCUGGUCAGACUGUUUACAGCUGUAAUGCAGAACUGUAGCUAACCAGACACUCAUCAGCAUGAACGUCACAUUAAUGUAGGUCUUUUUUUAACUGCUCUGUUUUCAGGAUGGACUAAUAAUAAAUCACAACUUUUUCUAAACACAAUAACUGGGUGCAUGAGUUGGAAUUGAUUCAAGAUUUACUCUCAUCCACACAGGGUCAAAAUUAUACAUACAGGCUACACCGUAUACACUUUCGCUAAUAUUUGGUUAAAUGUUCCUUAACGCAUUUCACCUUGACCACAUGGUUUUUGACCAUUUUUAAAACUCAGAAUCAGUAAAGUUAAUUAAAGUUGGUUGGUUUUCUGACACCUGCCUUUUUAGCAGUUUUAAACAGCCAGUCCAGAAGCUCAAUGUUAUCCUGUUCCGUCCAUUACAAAGGAAAGUUUUGAUCAGUGUCUGGGAUCUUUGUCCUGUGGGAUAACCAAGUCUAAACUGAUUAGCUGUUGAUUUGGAGUGACUUUGAAGACUGGAGAUUGUCCUGUCUUCAUUAUUCCCACCACUUUCUGCAGUGCACAAAUACCACUGGCAGUGAAACAGAUCUUCAUCAUGAUGUUGCCACCACCAUGCUUGACAGCUGGUUCUGUACUCUUAGGGUUGAAAACCUCCUCAAAUUCCAAAAAUAUGAAUUACUCAUUUUGGCUAAAUAAGCAAUUCUUUGUCUCACCUUCAAAAAGACGUUUUUUUCUCAAGGCAUUUGGCCUAUGUUGGCAGCCAAUGUCAGUCAUGUUAAAAUGUAUCCAUUUUGGAGCAGGCGCUUUUUGGUCAGCCCCUUCAGUCCAUAUUUCUUUCUGGGGGUGUAACAGUUUGGUUUGCCAACAAGCAAUGAUUCAAGCACCUUAAAUCUGGUUGUGGGAUGGAUAAAAGCAGGUGAACGUUAAACUAAGUCGACCCAACAUAAACUCUAAUAAAAUAAUUUGUGAACAAUUUUUAAAAUGUUAAAUAUUUAAAGGAUCUGUGUUUCAUCUUGAAUAAUCCAGGCCAGAAUUUGUCUGAGUGUUCCAGAUUUAAACAAAUUUUAAAGUCUGUCCAGAUACCAAAGAACUGGGAAGUAGCCUUUACCAGACUGCUGAAUUGUAAGUCAGCUUUAGCACUUAGGAUACUCAGGAUAUUUGGGGAAUUAAACGUAUAACAAAACCCAUUAGGUAAACCUUUUUACACCGAUAUCCAUAAUGUCAUUAAAAACUUAAGACAAAGGGUGGGAAAUUGGAAUAGUGUGGAAUUUUUGAAUUGGAAAAAUGGUAGGAACCCUAUGCUAAUGAGAGAAAAUCCUCCCAGAAUUCAAACUUGUAUAGUCAUUCCAUCCUGGAUAAAAGAUUUGUUUAAAACCGUUAAAAACCCAGAAUCAUCAUGCCCAUAAGGAGUCUGGGACGUUCUGACCAGAACUGCAGAGAAACUGUUGCUGUUUUAUAGGUGAAAAAGUCACAAACGUGACGAUUAGAUUGGUCUGUAGGGCUGUUGAUGAAAUCUUUUCAUUUAUUCACAAUAUCUUCUUAAGUCUUCAAGAAUUACCAUGAGCACCUAUCACUUCACAUUACAUAGACUUUCUAGGAUGAAAAUAACUGUCUAGACUUAAGUGUGGCUAAAUCUGUACAGUUAAUGCAUUUCAACACAUUUCAAACUGGUUUAAAUCAACUCAUUUUGGUAAUGAUAGCAAAGCCGAGUGGUUCUGGUAUGAGCGCUGAUCUUGGGUCAGUGAUAUGUUGAAGCUUAACACGGUAGCUUUACCGCACUGCUAAAACUUUAUUUUAAGAACUGUGUUUCUAUGUAUAUGAGCUGGAGUUAAAUCAGUUCACACUCUGGUCAGUUUGCAACACCUGCAACGCUGCCAAUCACUUGUACAUUCUCAUAGUCUGUAGUUUUGACAUUCCAACACGAACACAUCAAGAUUUCCAUGAAAACCUAAAAGCAAAAUCAGAACUUGUGAACUGACUGAUUGUAGUGAUUCGACUCCAGUCCUGCAGCCAUGUGUGUGAUUCUUUUUAUAUUUAAUACCACUCUGUUUUCCUCUCCGCUAUGAGUAAAUGUUGACUAUUUUUGAUGUAUGUAUUCUUACCCUUAGAGAGUAAAAAUUAACAAUUUCUAAAAAAAAAAAAAAAAAUGAUUUCACUUGAAAUAAACUGAUUUGUUCACA